CUCAACGCUACCAAGGAUUUGAGUGCGCUGAGCGAGACAGUGUUAUAUGUUGUCGUAAACAAUCUUCUAGAACCUCGGUCCGCGGCGGUCUCGACCUGGGUCUGCAUUCGUUUCGCUCUGUUUCCGAGUUACACAACAAAAGGCGAAUGUCUAGGCAACAAUUUAUAAUUACGUUGCACUGAGCGCGAUCUCUUUGUUCUUGCACGUUGUCCUACCGAAGCGACGCAUGAUACCUGCUACAGUACAUAAGGUUGACCUCCAAACGAUGGAAAAGUACGCUCCAGUCCUCUCUCUCAUAGUCCUAGUUUCUUUCGCGCACGGUCUCGCGACAUUCGAGCAGGCUCUCGCUUCAUCCAUUUUUUGAACCCGAUACUUUUACGCAGUUGGUCCAACCAUGUUAGCCGAUAUUUCAAAAGGCACUAUCCUAUACUUCACCCCUGUGCUCAUGCUCACAGCAUUCCUACUCUCAUUGUUUUCGUACCUUGCCCCGACUGUCAUGUUGCAUAGCCAAGUCGCGCUGCUUACAGUCACACCUUCCUCUGCCUUGACGCAGCCCGGAUCUAGCAAAGCAGUGGAUGGUCCCAGCAUGUUCCUUGGACCUUUAGGAUCGUGCUCUCGACCAAAUAAUGCAGCUGGUCUGACGUGUAUGCCAUCUUCCAUAUCUCCCAUCUAUAACACUUCGGUGUUUACAUCUAACACCCCCAGCUCCGUCAUAUCGGCCCCACCGGAAGCUGCACCAGCCUUCAUCGCAAUUUCCCUUGUAUUGUCCGCGAUUUUCUUCGUCAUGUUUACAGCAAUAUCAUUCCGUCACCUGAUGGGCAAAGCUGGUGCUUUUUGGGAAAAACCCAUGGUGCAGCGUAUCUCCGCAUGGAUUGGGAUGUUUGCGUUCUUGAUUGGUCUCGGAUCUACUCUCAUCAUUUUUAUGUGGUUUGGGAAGGCCGCCGAUGACUUUAAUCAAAGUAUCCAGGGUCAAGGAAGCAAUGGUCCCCAACUGAUCGCCACUAUUGGCAACGCAUUCACGAUGAUUUGGGUGGCAUAUGCAUUCUUUUCCAUUCCUGUCGUUGUUUCAUUGGCUAAAUUCCAUGUCCUUGCUACGAAGUGAUGAUAAACGAGUUUAUCCAAUCUAUACGGACAUAGAAUUCUUUCUUUCCGCUCUUCAUCUAGGAUGUAUACUUAUCCAUAGUUGCUCACUAUCGUUGUAUCCAUAAUGGAAGUUGUUACCCGUGCCCUUGGUAAAUUCAUCUAGCUACAGGCGUGAACCAGCGGCUUGCAACCCAGAUCAGCGCACGAGGUACAUUUACUAUUGCACUGUUGAUAUAGACCGGCCUUGAAAUUGAAAUUG
Molecule: messenger RNA, 1342 nt
Organism: Suillus bovinus
Lineage: Eukaryota; Fungi; Basidiomycota; Agaricomycetes; Boletales; Suillaceae
Exons: 4
Coding region: 395-1102 (235 amino acids)
Source: RefSeq, a predicted model, not a curated record